AGAGGGCGUCGCCGCCAGUGUCAAUGGAGCAUUCACUUCCGCGUUUGUAAAUUGGAAAUCCUACACGUGCAAAAUGUCUCAUCAAACAGGAAUAACUGCCUCUGAAGAUUUGAAGCGCUUCUUUGCCAGUGCUAAAGAUGGCAGCAUUCGACUGAUCAAAAUUGCCAUACAAAAUGAAGAGUUAGUUCUGGAUCACAGUGAACCACCAGUCAAAAGCUGGGAAGAAGAUUACAACAAAUUGAUUCUACGAAAUCUUGAAGACAAGCAACCAUGCUACAUCCUGUUUCGUACAGAUGAUCAUACAUCUCAGGGAUAUGAGUGGAUUUACAUUGCAUGGUCUCCAGACUUCUCCCCUGUUCGGCAGAAAAUGUUAUAUGCUGGGACACGAGCCACAUUGAAAAAAGAAUUUGGAGGUGGUCAGAUUAAACAGGAAUUGCAUGGCACAGUGAAGGAAGAUAUCAACUUGAAUGGAUAUCGAAAACACAUAGAGUCUCAAAAUGCCCCUGCACCUCUAACUAACGAAGAAGAGGAACUGGACAUAAUAAAGAAAACAGAGGUUCAUGCUGAGAUUAAUGUUGGCUCAAAACACCAGACAAUGCAGGGUAUAGCAUUUCCUAUAUCCAAAGCAGCCUGGACAAAACUUGAAGAGCUCAAACAGGGUUUAGUUACCUAUGUACAGUUGAGUGUGGAUGUUAACGAAGAGGUUGUGAACUUGGAAAUGGCUGAAAACAUUAAAGUGGGAAGUCUUCCUUCAAAAGUUCCAAAAGACCAAGCUCGAUAUCAUUUAUUUAAUUUCAAGCACACUCAUGAGGGUGACUACAUGGAAAGCAUAGUGUUUAUCUACUCGAUGCCAGGCUACAAGUGUCCCAUUAAAGAGCGAAUGCUGUAUUCUAGUUGUAAAGCCCCACUCACAGCAACUAUUGAACAAGAUAUAGGAAUUGAUAUUGCUAAAAAGAUUGAAAUAGAUGAUGGCAACGAAUUAACAGAAGAGUUCCUAGACGAAGAAAUUCAUCCUAGAAAAAAUGUUGCUCGACAAGCUUUUGCUAAGCCAAAAGGACCUUCCAACAGAGGACCUCGCAGAAUUCACAAACCUGGGCAGGAAAAUGAAUGAACAUUUAUAGCUAUUUUAUACAGAUAUUACCCAGUUGCAGCAGAGACAAUAAAAACACACUAAGUUACAAUCAUUGUUUUAUUGAACAUGAGUACAUUAAGUUACUAACAUGUAACAAAUUGUGAUAUAUUUUGUGAUUGUUAUAUCUAGGACUUUGAUAUUUGAGGUAUAUAAAAAAAUUAUAUAUUCUUUUAUAAGGAUAGACUCCAGAACAAGUAAAAAUUGUUAACAUUCAAAAUUUCUCAUUCUCUUCUACACAUUUAUUUUUAUUUUUAUUGUAUGUUUUUAGAUGUCUCUUUCACUUUUUGCUAAAUUAUAUGAGAUAAGUUGCUCAGAUUGGUUACUUGCUUAAUAACAUUUCUUCAGUUUCUGCAAUAACAAAAAGCAACUGAAAUAUGUUUACUCAACUGUACACAGUUUAAGGGAUGUUUAUAAUGUACCCCCACAGAGCCUUCAUCUUACCAGAUUGUUCUAAUGGCAUUAACAGUUUAUAAACAUGUGGUUUUGUUCAUUGCACACAUUUAAUUGGAAGAUGGUAGCAAUUGGGGGGGGGGGGGGGGUACAUUUGAUGUUAGAUUCUGAUGAUAGUUUUGAAAAUUGAAUGACCUUUUUUUAAAGUUGAAAUUCUUAUUUCUUUGAGUUAAAAUCGAUUUUAUUAAUGCAAUUAAAACAUUGGGUUGGGGGGGUUAAAGUUUCUGUAUUGCUGUGGUCUGUCAGAAAGUUUAAAAUAACAUCUUCUAUAACAGAAAUCCAUUUCCAGUUGCAAAUGAAUUCACUGUGGAGAAUCUUUACUGUUCUGUAAUCUACUUUUUGUAAGGUGGAGUUGGGCAGCCAUCUUAUCAAAAUUCUAAACAUAGGGCAUUGGGUGGAAGGUGUAGACCUUUGUUCAAUAGUCCUUUAAUGUUUAAGAUCUAAAUCACAUCGUCACAUAGGUGUCGGAAGAUCCCAGUAAAGGGAGAGGGCUACUUGUAUAUUAAUGUGCCUUUCAGCAUGGAGGGAGGGGUGGAGAGGGCAAUGUGUAAUCUUCACAGUUUGUUGGUUUGUUGUGGCAAGUAACUCCACCUGGCCACCCCACUUCCAAUGCCUUAACAUUGACAUGGCCAAAUAAAUUUUCUGAGGGAGUGCACAGAGCUACGUUUACUUGGUUAUUUCCUGAUAGUCUGGUCUUUCCUUUAGUGAAAUAUGUUGAAUAUUCAUAAAUGAGUCUCUUUUUUGUUUUUUUGUCUUGCUUCAUAUUGACUUUCCCAUUAAUAUUCUAACAAAUUUGUUUAUUUUGAAAUGAAACACAUUAUGAUUUCAAAGUGGUUUCUUUUGAGAAAGUGCAAUAUUGACAUUUAUAUAUGGGGGAGGGAAUAAGCAUCUUGCCGAUUUUUAGCCCUUCUUUUUCUUUGUUGCAAUGCUGUUGUUUUAAACUAUUUAUUAAUGUAAUACUGGUAUUUUAGGAUUAUAUAACUAAUAAUGUAACUUGUUUUGGUCAUCCUGAAUUGUGUUUGAGAUAUGUAUGUGGUAUGUGAUCUUAUUAAACUUGUUGAACGAACAUGCCAUCAUGUGGGAUGUUGACUGGUAUUCACUAAAACUGCAGUUCUAUUUCUCUAUCAUAUUACAUGAUUUACCGAGGCAAAAUACAGAUACAACUACAGGUCUAUUAAACGUAUUCAUUUCUGCUAUUAACAGCAAUCACCAUUUGCAUUACAUGCAACUCAUGAAUUUCACGGCCAUUUGUUAACACUAAACACUGUAUUAACUGUAUAAACAUUACAUAUAGUAAUAAAGAAAGGUAUUUCCCCAAAUGGUUAUGCAACAAGAUGAAAGAGAAGAUGGGGUAUUCUGUCAGGAUUUCUUGCAAAUUUAUGGAUACAUUUUUAUAAUUUGUUGUUUAAAAAUUGUCACAGAACAGGAAAUUCAGUGUCCAAGUUCGUAAUACUUUAAACCCAUAGCCACCUAGUUUGGACACUUAUGGUCUGUUUUGUUUUUAUUACUUAUGAUCUGUCAAAUUAUUUUCUGAAAGAAAGUCUGUCUAUGACCAAGUAGAUCCAUAUUACGAGAAGCAGAGCACUACGAAGUAUCAGUUUCAGUGAAAACUAUUUGAAUGUGACCUAGUUUCCAUAUACAUGUAGUCUUUAAAGGAAAUCAAAGAGUGGCAUGUUGAAAAAAAAAAAAGUUUUAUUAUUAAAAAUAUAUCUGAGACUGCUGCAUUAAAUGUUUAGUAACUGAUAUAAUAAACAAAAAACAGAAAUAAAAUCCACUCUCCCUAGUAUAUAGCUACUUUGCCUCCUUAGUUGUGUUACAACACUUUAUUUGUAAUAGACAUCCACUGUCAGUGAAACGAAGUGAAUAUUGGUAUUUACAAGAAUGGUACCUCAGUUGUGACUUAAGGCAUGGGUAUAAAGGGUAUAACGUAACAAUAAUAAAAAAAACUUACUAUUAUCUCAAACAGUUUUAUCUCAAGAUCUGUAAUUUAACACUGGUAUUUGGAUUUGUUUGGUAUUUAAAACAGUGUAUGUCAAAAAAACUAAAUAUGAAAUAUACCUUGGAUGCAUAUUGUCUAAGCAUUGGAUCUAAUGGUUAUGUCGUAUUACAGUUAUUUAUUUUAACUGAUUGACAAAAAUGGAACAAUUUGGAUUCUCUGAUGUAACAUUUAAUGUUUAUGUUAUUCUUUGUCACUGAUAAAAGUCUGGUGGCCAGGAAAACCACAGUAACAUUUAUAGUGCAUCAACAACAUGCAAUAAAUAGGUGCAAUUUAUUGUAACCAUGAUCCGUCCAUUUGUGGAAUGGUACUAACUUAAUUGUUUUAUUUCCAUGACUUUAUUAUCAUCAUAAUUCUGUUUUGAAAUAUGCAGAUGAGAUCAUUAUCUAUUCUUGGUUUCGUGAAGUAAUGUUAUUAGAAAUGUCAAACAUAAUUAUGUUGUUCCUAUUUGGCUCAAUAUUUUCAAUAUCUGUAUACUGUCAAUUUUCGUCUUUUGAUGCAUGAUAUGUUGCAAUGUGAAUGUUCGUACUGUUACAUAACCUGUUUCAUAAUAUUAAGUUGGUGCCUAAUUCAUGUGAUUCCGUUAUUCUAAUAUGCAUGCCAACAUUUGAGUUUUUACUGAAAAAUAUACAAUCAGACUGACUUGUGGGAAUGUCUCUUUUGAGGUGUAAAACUAUUGUGACACUUAUUAUUUCAAACUUAUUGACUUAUUGAAUGGUUUUUAGUAACAAGAUUUUUUUUUAAAACAAAAUUUAUUAAUGCUUUGGGGGAUUCAUCAACAAGUAAUGCCUAUAUUAAGAUCUCUCCCUACAUUUAACAUUUUGACAAAACAUGUCAUAAAAUUAGAUGAAUGAUAGAAAAUAGACAGUCUGACAGAGAGACAGAGACAGACAGACGUACAGACAUAAACAGGCAGAAAGAGAGACAAAUAAUAACAAGAUGACUACAAUACAGGAAAUAUAGUAUUUUCUUGCUCGCCUUGUUGUAAUUGUAUUGGUGAUUUGGAUUUUUGUUUAUUAACAUUCCUAGCCAUGUAAACCUCAUUGUUAUGAUAGACUCAUUGUGGUGCUGCUGUUGGAUGUAAAUUUCAAAAUUGUCUGCUUAAUUUUUUUCUGUCCUGGGACAAGCCCCUGGCUAUCCAGAGACAGGCCCCAGGACGGACAUGCUCGAAACUCUAGUGGUAUAUGAGCAUGUUAAAUUUAUUCGAACUCGCUGUUAAGAGGUCACGGGUGAUGGUGCAGGAUAUUUUGGGUGAAAUGUUAUUAGUUUUCAUAGACUAUGGUAGAUAUAUGUUGUAUUGAGCGUGUCCUUAAAAUUAUAUUUGUGGUGUUAUUCAGGGUUUAGGCUUGACCCAAAUAAUUAGUAGCAAAUGUAGCAAAAUUGAUCAGAAAAUUCAAGUAUCAAUUAGCAAAACAACCAUAAUGGUAACUAAUAUAUAGUGGACAUGUGAGUUAGAAUAGUUUUUAAGUUGAUAAUUAAAUAUUCAUGUAUUUACUAAAUUUAGCUUUAAUUUGGCAACCAUUUACACCAAUUUAGUUCACAUAUCAUGUACUAUGUACAUUAUUUCAAAGAACAUUUAUUGUGAAAAAAGAAAUAUGUUUGGCAAUGAGUCAUGUUUUUUUGUUCUUUCUUUCUUGUGAACAUACAACAAACCAAUAGUCACCCAUUCAAUAGGACUGCUCAUGCAGUAACACAGAGCUCAUCCUGCCAGGGCACACAUUCGUUCUAAAAUUGUUAUUUUGUAACAUGUCUUAAAUACUGGAAAUGAUCUAAUACACCCAUAUAGCAUCAGUUUAUUGGUCCAACAUUGAUUAUAGUCACAGUCAGAAAUUCACUGUUGCAUCAAGUAUGGUUAAUAAACCAUGGAAUACUGAUGGUCAUACCACCUUGCAAGCUUAAACAAAACAAAAUUCCAAUGAUGUAAUCUGUGUUGACUACUAUAAUAAAAUACUAUGUGUGUACUUAAAUAAACGUUUAAUUCACUUACUUGUAAGAAAAUCAUGACCUUAGCCUUCCAAGCUAGUCUGUUGUCAGUGUUAUAUAAUUUCUCUGCAGUUGAAGAACUCCCUUGUCUGGGUGUUCGUAAUCGGAUUGUUUGGCUUUGCUAUGUUAUUUAGUCUUGCAGUGAUAGUCGCAAGACGGUGGCAUACGAAUGUUUAUAACAUGAUGUUAUAUUGUAAAUAAUAUUAUAUCAGUAUUUGUUGAUUAAGUUUUAAUAUAUUUGAAAGUAAACAUUUUGAAACAAUG
This is a messenger RNA of Gigantopelta aegis, 5825 nucleotides long. Its product is annotated as twinfilin-1-like. The record is from RefSeq and is a predicted model, not a curated record. Gene Ontology annotation, biological process: actin filament depolymerization; regulation of lamellipodium assembly; barbed-end actin filament capping. Gene Ontology annotation, molecular function: actin monomer binding; actin filament binding. NCBI's taxonomy places the organism in Eukaryota, Metazoa, Mollusca, Gastropoda, Neomphalida, Peltospiridae. Gene Ontology annotation, cellular component: actin filament; cytoplasm; myofibril. The coding region runs from base 74 to 1111 and encodes 345 amino acids. The transcript has 10 exons.